This is a messenger RNA of Pochonia chlamydosporia 170, 936 nucleotides long. Its product is annotated as ribosome biogenesis protein Brx1. Lineage: Eukaryota; Fungi; Ascomycota; Sordariomycetes; Hypocreales; Clavicipitaceae. Gene Ontology annotation, cellular component: nucleolus. Bases 1 to 936 code for a protein of 311 amino acids. Gene Ontology annotation, biological process: ribosomal large subunit assembly; rRNA processing. The transcript is spliced from 3 exons. The record is from RefSeq and is a predicted model, not a curated record. Gene Ontology annotation, molecular function: rRNA binding.
AUGGCGGCGGUUUACAAGUCAUUGUCAAAAACGGAUGCGCAAAAGCCCGAUGAGGCGAGUAAUGGCGUUAAGAAGAAUAAGCAACGGGUCCUCAUUCUAUCUUCCCGUGGUGUCACCUACAGACACCGACACCUGCUCAAUGAUAUCGCCUCUAUGCUACCACACGGUCGUAAGGAUGUGAAGUUUGAUUCGAAAUCCAAGCUUAACGAACUCAACGAACUUGCCGAGCUCUACAACUGCAAUAAUGUGCUUUUCUUUGAAGCUAGAAAAGGGAAAGAUCUCUAUGUUUGGCUGAGCAAAGUUCCAAAUGGUCCAACCAUCAAAAUGCACCUCCAGAACUUACACACCAUGGAGGAGUUGCAUUUCACUGGGAACUGCUUAAAGGGGUCACGGCCCAUUCUGUCAUUCGACGCUCCCUUCGAUACCCAGCCACACCUGCGAGUCAUUAAGGAAUUGUUCCUUCACACCUUUGGUGUUCCUCAAGGGGCACGGAAAUCCAAGCCUUUUGUGGAUCAUGUGAUGGGUUUCAGUUUCGUAGAUGGCAAAAUUUGGGUGCGAAACUAUCAGAUCAGCGAGGAAGAAGCGCCUGAGGCCCAAUCAGGUGCUGACGACAAAGGCAAGAAACCAAAGGGGGGAGUGUCAGGCAGGGCGGGAAACACUGAAAUCAAACUUGUGGAAAUCGGCCCACGAUUUGUGCUCACACCCAUUGUUAUUCAAGAGGGAUCUUUUGGCGGACCCAUCAUUUACGAAAACAGAGAGUUCAUUUCGCCUAAUCAACUGCGUUCCGAUCUUCGCAAGGCAAAGGCUUCUAGGCAUAAUGCAAGAGUAGACCAGUAUGCAGAGAGGCUGUCAAGAAAAGGGGAGCUGGGCCUGCGAUCCAGUGGCGGCCAGAGGCAAGCUAAGGAUGGACUUGACAACAAGUCUCUGUUUGCAUAG